Molecule: messenger RNA, 1502 nt
Organism: Nicotiana tabacum (common tobacco)
Lineage: Eukaryota; Viridiplantae; Streptophyta; Magnoliopsida; Solanales; Solanaceae
Product: haloacid dehalogenase-like hydrolase domain-containing protein At2g33255
Cellular component (GO): chloroplast
Source: RefSeq, a predicted model, not a curated record
AAUCUUGUCUUCACUUCCACUUAUCACUGCCACUUGUCUUCUUCCUAAUCACACACAACCCAACUAAUAAAAGCUCUCUCUCUAUUUCCAUUUAUUAUCUGCAAAAAACCAUUACAUCAUCUGUAAAUAAAUGCAGCUUCUACUUUCAAAAGCUUUCCUUUUUCUACAUACAACAAGAACCUUUUCAACAAUGGCCAUAUCUACAUCCAGUUCAAUUUCUCUUUCUUCAAAACCCCGUCUUAAGGGUGUAAUAUUUGACAUGGACGGAACCCUAACGGUUCCCGUUAUUGAUUUUCAAGCCAUGUAUAAAGCUGUUCUUGGUCAUGAUGAGUACCUUGCCGUUAAAUCCAAGAACCCAUCUGGCAUUGAUAUUUUGCACCACAUUGAAAAUUGGAGCCCCGAUAAGCAACGUCGGGCUUAUGAAAUUAUUACUGAUUUUGAAAAGCAAGGCCAGGAUCGCCUCCAAAUUAUGCCUGGUGCUACUGAACUUUGCAGUUUUCUUGAUUCUAAGAAUAUUAGAAGGGGAUUAAUCACUAGAAAUGUCAAAGAUGCAGUUGACUUGUUUCAUGUACGCUUUGGAGUAAAAUUUUCUCCUGCACUGAGUAGGGAAUUUCGUCCUUAUAAACCAGAUCCAGCUCCAUUGUUGCAUAUUUGUUCAACUUGGGGAGUUCAAUCUAAUGAAGUGAUGAUGAUUGGGGACAGCCUUAAAGAUGAUGUUGCUUGUGGCAAAAGAGCUGGAGCAUUUACUUGCUUGCUCGACGAAACAGGAAGGUAUGAUGCUCCAGAAUAUGCAAACAUUGAACACCAACCAGACUAUAAGGUGUCUUCUCUUGUUGAGGUUCAGUCACUGUUAGAAAGACAUUUUGAGCUGACAUCUUGAUUUCUCAAAUCCUUGGAACCCCUACCUGGCUGAGCAGCGAGAUAUGGUUUACCUUCGUAAGCCUCCACAUCAUAUUCCUGCACGUAUGUUUCUUUAGGCUACUGUAAGCUUAUAGUAAUUGGAUGCAGCUUUGCUCAAGUGAGCUGGAUCUUUGAGAUGACGACUAGUCACUUUUCAAUCAGGAAAAUUGGGAGGAUAAGUUUUUGUUUGCUCUUGCUACAACUGGUGAGUUACAGAGGCGAUAGUGUUUUAUCGACUAACCAGUUUUGUUGGGGUGAAUUAGGCAGGAGUCAGGAUAGUCAUGAGAUCGUAAAUGUAUUUUGAAUGUAGUGUUCUUGUCACCUCUUUGCUUACGACGGAAGCUCUAGCAACUUAGGUAGCACAGCUCUCACUCUCCUUUUUCUUCAUCAAAUUCGAACUAUUUUUUUUGUAGACUGAAUUUCUUACGAAUUAGUGUACUCGUUAAUGUAUCCCUAAUAAGAUAGGGGUAAGAUCUACGUAUACACUAUCCUCUUCAUACCCCAUUUAUGGGACUACAUUGGGUUUGUCGUCGUUGUAGUGUACUGGAGAACUCUUGUAAGCCUCUAAUGUAAUUCCUCAAUUUUAGUUUUUGUGUCUUUUA